Molecule: messenger RNA, 1149 nt
Organism: Miscanthus lutarioriparius
Lineage: Eukaryota; Viridiplantae; Streptophyta; Magnoliopsida; Poales; Poaceae
Source: the annotation of a GenBank genome assembly
AUGGGUCAGGUUCAACGCCGCUGCUGCUCCGGCGAGGACCGCAUCAGCGGCCUCCCCGACGAGCUGCUGCACGUCAUCCUGGUACGCCUCGGCUCCGCCCACGCCGCCGCGCGCUCCAGCGUGCUCUCCCGCCACUGGCGCCACGUCUGGGCGCACCUGCCCGAGCUUCGCCUCGUCGCGCCGCGAGAGGCAACGCCAGCAUCGUUCAUCAACACCGUCGACGCUACCCUCGGUGGCUACUUAGCACCUACCCUCGAGCACCUCGGCGUCUCCAUCUCCACCGAUGAACUAGAUCGUGACCUCGGCAUCCCGGCCGGACGCAUUGCGCCGUGGCUCCACUUUGCAGUGGAGCACGUGGUGGGCGAGCUCUAUCUCUAUCUCCGUUUGCCUCAGUGGUUCGUCCAGCCGGAAUCCGUAGUCAUCCGGGAGGAGGUAGUUCUCGAGCUUCCCGUGUGUGAACGAGCAAAACAAAUCCGGUUCUUUGUUGCAGCAUAUGCACUUGCAACGUGGCUCCGCCCCCAAGCAUCCGGCCUGUUCAUGGCACUGACGUGCCUGAAGAAAGGCGGCUAUGUCCGCAUGGAAGGCAGCGAUAUCACAGCCCUUGUGUGCACGCAAUGCCCGUGCUUGAGGGACCUGAGUCUUUCCAUUGAGCUGAUUGUCAACUUUGAUGUCUCCAUAAGCUCCAACUCGUUGUGCACAAUGGUGCUCCACGUCUCAGAAACAAGGCGGCUAGAGGUUGUGGCCCCAAAACUUGAAGAGAUCACAGUAAUUAUUCAGCCAAUUGAAGCUCAUAUCUCUGCUCCGAAGCUUGUCAAGGUAUCUUGGCAUGGUGCCUAUGACCCUCAUCUCCAUCGGUUUGUUGAUGUUGGCCGCACCCUCCAGCUACUGAGAACUUUCUAUCAUGUAGCAACGCAUGGACGAAGCUUCUUGAAUGAAACAAAUAAGCUGCCCAAAUAUUCUCAUGAACAAAUGCAACUUGUGGAGUUCCUAUCCUGCAAUGCAGGAAACCUGAAAAGGUUGCUCAUCAAGGACGAUUUUUGCCAUAGCCCCAAGGAUCUACGUGAGAAGUUCCAUAGCAUAUGUCAUCCAAAUGUUAAAGUUGAAUACUAUUCUCGCAAGGGGAGGCAGGUGCCCUUGAUUGAAUCCUGA